This is a messenger RNA of Podarcis lilfordi (Lilford's wall lizard), 29552 nucleotides long. NCBI's taxonomy places the organism in Eukaryota, Metazoa, Chordata, Lepidosauria, Squamata, Lacertidae. The record is from the annotation of a GenBank genome assembly.
UCCUCGCGUGCAGCGAGAUGGCUGAAAAGCAGCAGCAGCAGCGAGGCGAUUGUGGCUGUCCUUGCAGGAAGGGCCUGGAGAAAGCCGAGGUAAAGAGCAGAGCCGAGCAGCUCCAGCCUCUCUCUCUUUCCCUCUCCCCUCACGCAGAAGACAGGGGCCUCCUGGUGGGAGGGGAGGGACCAGGUUCAGUCGCCGAGGGUCCCCGGUGUAGCAGGGAAGAUCGCCCGCCGGAGCAAGGCUAAGCUGCUCACUUUCCUAGGGGAACUUCUCUUUGUAAAACGAGAAGACACUGUUUUGGAGAAAACCUAAAAUUCAGCAGAUGAAAAGUUUUCAUUUACAGGCUGGGAAGCAUGAUGCAAAGAUUGCUGUUAUUAUUAAUAAUACUGUGCAUAUCGACAGAAGCCAUAUCAGCAAGGAAAGGAGAAAAUGGAGAGGGAGGCUUCAUCACGUCUGUUGAAAGAGUCAGGGGCAGAAAUCAGGAGUAGCUGAUAACCAGCAAAUGCAAGGAACUGUAGGAUGCAACUGUGCCUUCAGUUUUUACCAGUGAUGGGAAUCAGACUGGGUUUUUUAAAUGUAUGCCAGCACUGAUAAAGCACCACCAAUACCCCUUUCACCUAGAGCAGCACUGAUAAAGCACCACCAAUACCCCUUUCACCUAGAGCAGCAGUCUCCUACUUUUUCAGACUUAGACACAGCUUUCAUCCAAACAUGUAUUUGAAGACCUCCCCCAUCCUCUCACAUUUCCUAUAUAUUUGUAUAGUAGUAAUGCUGCUGUUGGACCUGCACCCACCUUUGAUCAGGCUGUGACUUGGUAGUGGGUCCCAGCCACCAGAUGAAGACCAAUAACCCAGAACAGACAUAGGCAAACUCGGCCCGCCAGAUGUUUUGGGACUACAACUCCCAUAAUCUCUGACCACUGGUCCUGUUAGCUAGGGAUGAUGGGAGUUGUAGUCCCAAAACAUCUAGCGGGCCGAGUUUGCCUAUGCCUGACCCAGAGGAAUAGAGCAUGAAAACAAUAAUUCCUUAGUUCUGCAUCCUGGAUUCUGUGCAAAAUGAGAAUACUGGCACAGGCAGGACAGGGAGCUUCUUCCCAAUCUUGAGUCCCUACGGGGUAAAUAAAAGUGACAUUGCCACCUUCUGGAGUCAACUCUUAUCCAGGAUCUAAUUUCUUCUUGGCUAUGAAGCUUACUAUGUGGCCUGUAGCAAGUCACUAAUCUUGCUCUGUUGGGGAGUACUUCUUAAAACACUGCUUAAUUAUUGAAGUUAUUUUAAGAUCUUGUUUUCCAUAUGCGCCUGUAUAACGCAUUUUAAAAUUGGGUGGAGAUUACUUGGCAAAUGUGCCCACAUCAAAGAUUAACACAAUACCUAUAUUAAUAUCUAUUUUUGAAGUGCCUACUAAUCAGCAUACAGUUGCUGUUUACAUUGCUUCUUAUUCUGGGGCGGAGUGGCUUUUGGAUUACAACAUUUGGGUAGCCACUGGAAACUAGGCUUAAAUUCAGUUAACUUAAUAAGUAUAUUUACACACACGUAUCUAGCUGUAUUACAAAUUGUAAGUGUACAGCUUUAUGAGCUUUAAUGCUUUUGUCAAUACUUACUAAUUUUCUUGUUCAUUUUUAAUUUGAAUAGCGUUCUGAGUACUAUUUGAGAGAGUUGAGCUGAGAGUUGAGACCCUACCUGCCCACAGACUGUCUCGCCAGAGUGCUGCAUGCUCUAGUUAUCUCUCGCUUGGAUUACUGCAAUGCGCUCUAUGUGGGGCUACCUUUGAAGGUGACCUGGAAACUACAACUAAUCCAGAAUGUGGCAGCUAGACUAGUGACUGGGAGCGGCCGCUGAGACCACACCGGUCUUGAAAGACCUACACUGGCCCCCAGUACGUUUCUGAGCACAAUUCAAAGUGUUGGUGCUGACCUUUAAAGCCCUAAAUGGCCUCGGUCCAGUAUACCUGAAGGAGCGUUUCCACCUCCAUCGUUCUGCCCGGACACUGAGGUCCAGUGCCGAGGGCCUUCUGGCAGUUCCCUCGCUACGAGAAGCCACGUUACAGAGAGCCAGGCAGAGGGUCUUCUCAGUAGUGGCACCCACCCUGUGGAACACCCUCCCAUCAGAUGUCAAAUAGAAAAAUAACUACCAAACUUUUAGAAGACAUCUGAAGGCAGCCCUGUACCCACCCAAAUGGCUGCAGAUGGAGCUUUUGGAGCUCUUCACAAUCUCUUUUAAUGGUCCUGAACAGUUUAGUCUCAUCAGCAAACCUGGCAAUCUCACUGCUCACUCCUAAUUCUAAAAUGUUUAUGAACAAGUUAAGAAGCACAGGUCCCAAUAUCAAUCCUUGGGAGACUCCACUAUAUCUCAACAUUUAUUCCUAUUCUCUGAGUCCUGCUACCUUAUGGGUAGCCCCCAAGCUGAUAGCAUUAGUGCCCACCCCAACUUUUAUACUUAGACCUCAAAGGCCAGAAAGUCUCAUUCGUUCUUCUGUUUAAGGCUGCCUGCUGCCCAUUUUGCAAAUAUUGACAGGAAGUGGGUAGCCUACUUACUGCUCCACUUCCUUUGGUCUCCAGUUCCAAAUCAGCAGUGGGCUAUCCAGGCUGUUACUGUCUAUACCCUAUCCUCAGAAGAGAGAAUAGAUGGUUAAAGAGCAAGCCAGCGAGUAUCCAGGCAAGCAGGGGAGCAGUGGCAGUGGGGAGACACUGUGGUUUCAGCAGAGGGGAAACAUAACUGUAGGGUGCCAGGAAUCACCAGGACCCUUCAAACAUGAUAAUUCCACUGUCAAUUCCCCUGGGAAACUAGCUGUUUAAUUAAUCUAGUUUUAAAGGAUUACUGCAAAUCAUGUUGUGGGGGAGAGUUGUCUGACACUACUUCUUACAUAUGUAUCAUUUUGUGCACUUAAAUUACUAAGGUUAUCAGCACAGCUGCCUCAUCUAUUGUUGCUUCCUCAGUUUAUUAAUGCUUCUAAUUCUUGUAAUAAAGGAACUGAAAUGAGAAGAGCUCAAAUUCUAUUUUGGAAUUUUGAAGAUUGCCGAAGCUCUGACUAUAUUAGUUUAUAAGUUCUUCUCUAUAAUUAAGAUGUAAUUCAUCUCCUUCCAAAAAUAAAACAACAAAAUUAUAUAUCAUGUGAAUUAUUUUGAUACAUUUUGUACAAAACUGACUAAUUAAAGGUUUUAUGGUUGCUAUUUUUAGAAAAGGAAUAUGACCGUUCUUCACACCAUUAUAUUAAAUGGAAAUUUGCUCGUUUGGGAAUCGUGGUAGAAAUGAAAUGGGGCGGGUGUCUGAUGGACAAAGAAAAUUACUUGCCAACUUUUAAGCUAACACAUUCCAUAAUAUUUGUUGGUUCAAGGACUGCUUCAGAUCGUGCAGUGUUCACUUCCAUAGGUGAUUUUUCUCAUGUUUAAAGCACUGAGCUACACUCCUUCCAUAUGAGAGCAUACAGUGGUACCUCGCAAGAUGAAUGCCUCGCAAGACGGAAAACUCGCAAAACGAAAGGGUUUUUGGUUUUUUGAGUUGCUUCGCAAGACGAUUUUCCCUAUGGGCUUGCUUCGCAAGACGGAAACAUCUUGCAAGUUUGUUUCCUUUUUCUUAAAACCGUUAAUACAGUUGCGACUUGACUUCGAGGAGCAACUCAUAGCACGCGGUGUGGUAGCCUUUCUUGAGGUUUUUGAAGACUUUGGUGAUUUUUGAAGCUUUUCCGAAACUUUUCCGACACCGUGCUUCGCAAGACGAAAAAAACCACAAGACGAAAAAACUCGUGGAACGAAUUAAUUUCGUCUUGCGAGGCACCACUGUAUUUUCAGAAACGUGGCAUUCAGCUGGUUUAUGCCAGUCAGUAUUGAACUCACUUCCCUAUUAUUAAGUUGGAAAUCAAAGACCCAUCUAGUCCAGCAUCCUGUUCUUGCAGUGGCCAAAUACCUAUGGAAAGUCCGUAAACAGAAACUGAGUGCAACAGGGCUCUUUCCAAUGGUUUCCUCCAGCAACUGGUAUGCAGAGGCAUACUGUCUCCAAGUUAAGACAGAACAUUGCCAUCAUUGCUAGUAGUCUUUAAUAGCCAUACAGUGGUACCUCGGGUUACAGAUGCUUCAGGUUACGUGAUUUCGGGUUGCACACCGUGCCAAACCUGGAAGUACCGGAACGGGUUGCGAACGUGCCUCCCGCACGGAUCACAUUCGCAACCCGAGGUUCCACUGUACUGUUGAUGUUAUUCUUUUUUUAAAACCACCCAAGUUAGUAGCCAUCAAUACCUCUUGUAGUAGCAAAUGUGUAAUAAGGAAUUCCUUUUGUCUGUCCUGAAUCUUCCACCAUUCAACUUAAUUGGAUGGCUCUGGGUUCUAGUUUUAUGAGAAAUGGAGGAUUUCCAGGGGAUGAACAUGGCAGACUGAACGUCUUCUGUUGGCAAGUUGCCGACCGAGAUAAUUACAUGGUGACUGAUGAUAGCCAGGACAUAAAUCUUGGCUAUCAAAAUUCACUCUGGAGAUAAGAGUGAACAGGUUAAUAACUUCUGAUGCUCUGAAAAAGCCUUUUUCUACACCGGGAGACCAAGAAGCUGUCAGUACAGUGCUGCCCCGCAAGACGAAUGCCUCGCAAGACGGAAAACCCGCUAGACGAAAUGGUUUUCCGUUUUUGAGUUGCUUCGCAGGACGAAUUUCCCUAUGGGCUUGCUUCGCAAGACGAAAAUGUCUUGCGAGUCUUGAGAUUUUUUUUUCGCUUCCCCCCCCCUUUAUCAAAGCCGCUAAGCCUUUAAUAGCCUUUUAGCAGCUAAUCCGCUAAGCCGAUAAGCCUUUAAUAGCCGCUAAACCGCUAAUAGCGCUAAUCCGUUAAGCCGCUAAUAGGGUUGCUUCGCAAGACGAAAAAACCGCUAGACGAAGACACUCGCGGAACGGAUUAAUUUCGUCUUGCGAGGCACCACUGUACCUGGGAAUCUGGGUGGGGGUGAGCAACUUAGAAUGGAGGAAUCAACAUGUUGUCCAAAAGCCACUCAGGAGCCCUGGAGGCUAUAGGGGCUGCAAGUCUGCCUUUUUUCUAAAUAUCUCUGUGACUGUUAAAAUUUACAAAUGAGAAAGAUGUUUCUGUCUGCUGGUUGAAAUUUACAUUUGGUGUUUGAGCUACUUUAUGGCUUUAAGAAGAGUUGAUCAUUAAAGGGCUGAAAGCAAGCGGGGGGGGGGAGUUCUAACUGUUUGAACCAAGAAAGUUUUAUGAUAAAGUGAGUUCUGAGUGCUAAGAAUUUUUAACUCUCCAUUUUCCCCGUGAAAGUGUUGCCUUGAAAUCAAAAGUAAUUUUGUUACUUCAUAUUUGCUUUGUGGGAAAGGAAUGUGUUCUGAUAUGAGAUAACACUGUGAAGAUCUUAAAGUGGAGACGGGAGAUUGAAGAUCUUAAGAUUGAGACUGAAUUGUUAACAGGAACAUUCAGUAUGGUAAAUACUCUGUUGGACAUUCCAUUGACUGUUGGCAUCCUUUAGCAAUUGUUUGAUGAGCAGUUAAAAGAGAUCAGAGCUAGGAUUGAUGAUGAAAGUGGACCAGAGAAGGAUGAAAUGGGAAGUGGAAUUAAAGAGCACACAGUGAUUUUGGAGAACAAUAUGAAUAUAGGAUUGCCAGAACAGGAAGGUGAAAUGGUUGAGUUGGAGGCAACAGAUGGUAAAAUGGAGAAUACCUUCACACAGGUGUGUGAAUGAAGGCAGUUGUGGAUGCACAGUGGGGAGGGGGACUAAAACUGCUAUUCACACAGUCAGUCUGGCUCAUGACUGCGUGGACCUGCCUUCACUAACAACCUAGUGCAUAUUUUGGAAUACAGUCAUGUUGUUGUUUAGUCGUGUCCGACUCUUCAUGACCCCAUGGAACAGGGCACACCAGGCACUCCUGUCUUCCACUGCCUCCCGCAGUUUGGUCAAACUCAUGCUGGUAGCUUCGAGAACACUAUCCAACCAUCUCGUCCUCUGUGGUCCCCUUCUCCUUGUGCCCGCCAUCUUUCCCAACAUCAGGGUCUUUUCCAGGGAGUCUUCUCUUCUCAUGAGGUGGCCAAAGUAUUGGAGUCUCAGCUUCACUAUCUGUCCUUCCAGUGAGCACUCAGGGCUGAUUUCCUUCAGAAUGGAUAGGUUUGAUCUUCUUGCAGUCCAUGGGACUCUCAAGAGUCUCCUCCAGCACCAUAAUUCGAAAGCAUCAAUUCUUCGGCGAUCAGCCUUCAUACCUCGAGUUAAAGACGCUUCAGGCUGAGCGUUUUUAGGCUGCAUUCUGCGGCAACCCGGAAGUAAUGGAAUGGGUUACUUCCGGGUUUCGCCACAUGCUCAGAUACUCAAAAUGAUGUCACGCGCAUGCACAGAAGCAGCGAGACGUGCAGACACGGGUUGCGUUCUGCUCAGGAUGCGAACGGGGCUCUGGAACGGAUCCCGUUUGCAUCCAGAGGUACCACUGUACAUGCCAGAUUUAUCUGUAUUUUAAAAACAACAAUUUCAAGUUCAUGUCGGAUAAAUGAUUCACUUCAUUUGAAAUGUUAGAGAAAAGUAGCAAUCUCCCCCACCCUGCCAUCAAUAUACUUCAGUCAUGUUGGCUUAACAGUAAUUCUGUAAAUCCUUGGUGAAUCCUUUUGCAAAUGUUUGUCAUUACGCUGAUACAUACCAUAAGUUGAAGCUCGUACUAGAAGGUGUUCUACUGAGAUGAAGCUUACACCCAGCUUAUGCAAAUGUAUAUCAUUUUUCUUUGCAGCAAAUAGUGUGUAUAAUAGCUAGACUAGCAUAUAAUAAUAAUAUGAAAGGUUUCAAAGGACUUUGAUUUCAUAGCAGAUUUGGGAUUAGUAAUGAUUUGCAGCAUUAACUGGUGUAAACCUGCAUGGCUGCAUUGCAUUCAGGACAGAUACUCCAGUUUACAUCAACUGUGAAGGUGCCCUGGAGUGUUUGCUUGGCAUCUGCUAAAAUGUGGUAAAUGAAGAAUGACAAAUUGCAGUUGUUAAUAGUAAUUUCAUGAAACUCCAUUUGAAAGUUAUCUUUCAAUGUCUGUUACUGAUGACCGUUUAUCAAGCUGAACGAGUUGCAGAAAUCUAAUUUAUUUUUCCCUUCAAUUUAAAUGUAAAUAUUUAGGGAAUCUUGUAGUUGCUCAUCCUUUAAGAAAAUAUAUAGAGUCUCAGUUUGAGUGAAAUAUUUAAAAAAGAAGCACAGUCGACUGUGCAACUUCGGAAGCUGUAUUAGAAGCAGAUGUUUUAAAGCUGUACAUAAAAGUCAAUGGACACUACUGUGAUAGCCUUGUGCACAAUAUAUCACAGGUACAGGAAACAUGAAGGUUUUUACUUGAAACCACUGCAGAGAUGGGUAUUGAACCCACGGGUACCCAUAAUAUCUAAAGGUGUCAAGCAAUGCUGUGCAAGGGAACCAGAAGGAACACUGGUCUUCACCAUAUGCACAUGAGCAAAUGCUUUUUGUGCAGCACUUUCCACUGCUGGGCAGAUUCUGCAUUGGACUGGACCUGAAAAGUCUGUUGGUCAACCAUAGCCAAGUGUCUAAAAGCAUGUACCCCACCCUCCAUAGCUGCAAACGGUGAAAAUUGUGCUAUUUAGAAAAAGCAACUGGGGUCAGGUCCCUCCUAGAAUCAUGGGACAGGACUAUCCCAGGUCAAACAGGUCCCCAUUCUGCACAGAAAUCACAAUGGAUUCCUGGAUGCUUGUGCCACGAUGCUUAUGGCUUAUGUGUGGCCUGAUUCAUUCAUAGUCCUAGUGCACAGUUUAUAUGGAUAGUAUGGAAGGGUAGGUGACGCUUCUGCAGAAAGUAAAAUGAUAUACGGUAAGCCAGUAACCUACGUGCACGGCAGUUAAACAAAAUGGAAAGGGGGCAAAGUUCUGGAAAAAAUGACUUUGGCAUUCUCACCACCAUUGAACCCAGUAUGUUAUGACUAUACACAAUUUUGGCUUUAGGCAUGAUCCCCCACGUACGUUGCAGGCUUACUUGGUUGCAGAGAUGGCUCAUCUGUGGUCCUGCAGAAAUUGCUAAACUCCCAAGUGCUAUCUUCCUUGACUAUUGACCAUGCUGCCUUGGGCUGAUGGGAAUUGUAGUUCAACAUCUGGAGGUCGCCAUGUUGUCUACCACUGACCAAAAGGAUAGAGCCCAUGUGUGGGAACCUUUUAUCCUCUUGAUGCUGCUGAACUACAACUCCCAUCAUCCGUGGGAUGCUCGCUGGAGCUGAUGGGAGUUCUAGCUUAGCAAAAUCUUAAAUGUGAGAUAGAUAAUUUAGUCACCCAUGCUAUAUGGACUUUAUAUAACAGCUGCCACCCACUUAAACAAAUCUCAGUGAAUUUAUUGUGCGCGUUUUGAGUCAUCAAAUUUGCAUAUACACAAACCAUAAUGCUGAAGAAAAAGCAUACUCUUUGUUUUUAGAGAUUCGUGUGUUACAGCAGGAAGAAGCAAUCCCCCUUGACUGAGAGAGAAGAGCAGAAAUCUGUUCAAAAUAGCAAUAUUUCUAAGUAUUUCUAUUUAAAACAACUUCAAAGGGGGCGGUUGCUGAUCAGAUGGAAUCACAUUUUAAUCAGUGAAUCAGAUAAAUAUUGCAGCUUUCAUUUAAAAAGCAAAUAAACCAUUUUAAAAUGUGCCUUUUCUUUUUGUUUCUUCCGUAGGAGAAUGUGCAUCCAAGGAAUUUGAUCCCAGAGCUCUGCCGCCAGUUUUAUCACUUAGGAUGGGUUACAGGGACUGGUGGUGGAAUCAGCAUGAAGCACGGGUGAGUGUUUAGUGGUUGUUGUUUUAAACUAAUACCCACUUAGGCACAGAUCAGCAUAAGUGGAGGGAAAGUGAAAGAUAAAACAUGAUAGAUGUUGAAAAGAAGUAGACAAUUGGAACUUCAUUAGAGUGGCCUUAUACCAUUGUCAAAGAAGGCUACUUACGUGCAAUACAGCGGCUUAAGAACUUUAUGGGCCCCGGAUAAGAAAGCUGUCAUUCUUGUAUAUCUUAAGCAAGUAAGUCCUCAGACUCUCUGAGCAGAAUAUAAAUAAUUUCCUCCAGCUGACAGCAGAACAUAAAGUGAAUGAUUUUGUGCAGGUGCAGUACUCUAAAUAGAUUUUCUAAAGAAACAUGUACAUGAAAUGUUUGGCUUAUUUCCGAGUUGCUCUGGAUAUUUGCAUUUGUGGAUACCUAGCUCCACUUAGUGGUGGGAAAAGGAAAAACUUGCAAUCUGUUGGCAUAAAGAUAUACAGUAUGUGUGUCUGGAUAAAGACAUAUUAGUUACACUGUGAAGGGUUUUGCCACAAGAGCUGCCAAUUUCUAGCCUUGGAGUCACAUGUGGAUUCAAGCAGGUGGAUCUUGAGCUGUUCCAAAAAAGAGUUUUCCAAUGAUAAUUGCCAUUUCCCUCUUUCUGUAUAGCCAGUACAGUGGUAUCUCGGGUUACAUACGCUUCAGGUGACAUACGCUUCAGGUUACAGACUCCGCUAACCCAGAAAUAGUGCUUCAGGUUAAGAACUUUGCUUCAGGAUGAGAACAGAAAUCGUGCUCCAGCGGUGCAGCAGCAGCAGGAGGCCCCAUUAGCUAAAGUGGUGCUUCAGGUUAAGAACAGUUUCAGGUUAAGUACAGACCUUUGGAACGAAUUAAGUACUUAACCUGAGGUACCACUGGACUGGACAAGCAGUGCAUGCUUGGAGAAGAAGGUGAAUCUAGAUGAUAAAUAAAAGUAGAAGUAGAAAUGGCAACAGAAGUAAGACUCCAAUACCCCUAAAGAGCAAGAGAGGUUUUAGAAAACAGGCUAGAAUUGGACAGCAGGAUGACUGAAGUCAGUGACUUGGGUUAUAGAAAGAAUUUUGGAGGGAUAAAUGGGAGAGCACCACUUGUAUUCAUCUCGGGGCUGGAGACAGAGGAAGCAGAAGGCCUGUUGUAGUGAAAACCAUAAAGUAACGGCUCUCAAAACAAAAACACAUGACGCAGAAAUAAAUCCCAUUGAUUUUUUUUAAACAUAAUAAUAUAGUAUAACUUCUCCACUUAAUAAAGGCUAAAUUAUUCUUAAGGCCGGGAUAGCAUUCGCAUAAACACAGUGCAAUGUCAGUUUCAAAUGCUGACGUUUUAAAAUUAUCCUUACUUAAUUUUAUUGCAAAUGUGUAAAAGCCUUAGGGAAGAGGUUGGCAUGCAGGGCAAUCCCAAGAGGGUCCAGGGAGGUGCAGAGUGGCAUAUCCUUUGCCUCACCUGAAACCCUGCUGGUUCCUGUCCACCAUGGCAAAAGGUAGAGGAAGUGCUGUUUGUGUAGAUGUGUUUGGUUUUUUUGCUUGCCAUAUGCACAGCUGUCCUGCCCAACUCCACACCCCAUUUUGGGGCCAUACUGUGGCCACAACGAAAUUCCCCUCGUAGAGCCCAGCUGAGGGACACUGCCACCUAAUCCGAACUCCCACCAGCACUUCUGAUCAGGGGGUAACAAUUGCAGCCUUAAUCUUUCAUCUAAACUGAAAAUGGCUCCUGUGUCACAAAAGUUAAUCUGUGACUUGAGGCUGCUGCCUUAUAUACUCACUGUAUAUAUGCCUUAUAAACUCACUGUAUAUAUUUCAAAAAGCACUGUGUUUUCAUUGCUGACAAUUCUAUGCAAGAUACCAUGUUGAUUCUUAGUACAGUGGUACCUCGGGUUACAGACGCUUCAGGUUACAGACUUCACUAACCUAGAAAUAGUACCUCGAGUUAAGAACUUUGCUUCGGGGUGAGAAAUCGCACAGCGGCGGCAGCGGGAGGCCCCACUAGGUAUAAUAGUACCUCAGGUUAAGAACAGUUUCAGGACCUCCAGAACGAAUUAAGUUCUUAACCCGAGGUACCACUGUACAGUAGCACCCCGUGUUACGUUACCCUUGGGAAACGUAAACUUCAGGUUGCGAAAGUGGCAAACCCGGGAGUGUUUCACCAUGUGCGCAUGCACAGAAGUGGUCUACCGCCGUGUGCAUGCAUAUAACAGUGAUCCUCAGGUUGCGAAAACCUCGGGAUCCGGCCGGACCUCCGGAAUGGAUCCCAUUCGCAACCGGAGGUACCACUGUAUUCCUAACAGAUAUAUAGUGUUCUUUUUAGUUUGACUGCAAAUCCUUGCUAGUUGAGUGAUCAAAUGGAAUCUUCUUCAUAAAUGUGCACCCACCCACCUCCCUUUAACAUUCAAUUAAUAAUGGUACCUACCGGUAUGUCUUCAAAUAUCAGCUGUGCAUAACCUGGCCAAUUAACCACUAGGUGUCUCUGCUCUGCAGAAUUCCAAGUAAGAGCUCCAGAGCUCCGUAUUACUCCAAUAUUAUUAAAGGCAACGGUUAUUCGUGCAGACGUUGCCUCACUUUCUCUUUUGCCCACAAACAGAUUUGUGCAAUAGUUUUUAAAAACAUCUAUAUUUAUUUGAAAUCAUUUACAAUCCCGCUCCUCCUCCCUAAAUCGUGGCGUACGCUAAACACAGUAAAAUAUGAACAACUAGUAAGAAAGAACAAAGCAUACAGCUUAUGUUUCACCCUUUAGUCCUAAACCCCUUUAUUUGUGUAUCAAGUCCCCUUGGCUUCAGAAGGAUUUUCUUCUACUUCGGCUUCCUUAGAAUUGCAGCCUUGGUUAACUUGACAGUGUGGCAUUCCUACGGCAGUAUAGAUGUUUAUUCCCCUGCAAAUCAAAAGGGAUUUCUUUGUCUCAUAGCGUGCCCUGCAUAAUCACAGCUAUGAAGAGCUUUAAGGGCAACGGCAAGCAAUAACACCUCUAAGCUAUAAUAAUGUCGGGUGUUCUAGGGCUAGCUAAGCCUGUGGCAGUAGCUUAAGCACUGCUGUCAGAUGCAGAUCAUGUUGUGAUGGGAGGAAUUGCUGUAUGUUCUGUUGUUGGUAAAUGAAGCCAUAUGCUUCAUGCUACUUUGUGUCUACAGCUAAACCGAUCUUGAUUUCCCCCUCUAGCAAUGAGAUAUAUAUUGCUCCCUCUGGUGUCCAAAAAGAAAGAAUUCAGGUAGGUACAGCUAGCAUUUCUACCUCUGAUAAUCUUCCUUGAAAACUAAUCUGAAGAUUUAUCCCCUCCAUGCUUGCUCAGAAGGAAGUCUGGCUGAGUUACACCCUGGUAAAUAUGUAUAGGAUUGCAGCCACAGACAUAUUUAAACACACAUUUAUUAGUAGGAAGAAAGUUCAAAAGCUUCAUUUUCUAAUUAGCUCUGGCCUAAACAGGCUAAUUUUGGAACAGCCUUGAAUGGUGGCAUUAAGGUAUCCUGGGCUAAAGAAAAAACUAAGGAGGCAGCCUGGAUGAAUGGGCCAGAUAAAUUGCAGUGUUCCUUGUCUGCAAGAGAGAGGUGAUAGUUUGCUUGGAUCUUCUCACUCUGGGGAGCCCUUUUGCCUGUAUGGAAGGGUUGCAAUUCCUAUUGGACAGCCAAAAUGAGUUUCUCUGUAUUGGAGAGAAACUUAUUGAAGCCACAUAACCAAGACAUGCAUGCAGGGUGGAUAAAAAGCAAUGAUUUUAAAAUAUAAAAAAAAUAAAAAUUGGUUUUUUAAUUUAAAUCAGAUUUUUAAAAUUUAAAUCAGAGUUUUUAAAAUUUAAAUUAGAUUUUUAAAAUAAAAUGCUUUUGGAGGAAAAAUCUUUCUAAAGAUAGUUUUCUAUUUAAGUUACAUUAUGGUCCAAAGGCUAUUCAUCAACAAAUAAGGAUUUGUUUUAAGUUUUUCAUGUGUGCUAAAACUUAGUCUAAGUUUUUUUAUUAAAAAAAAAUGUUUAACCACAUCAGUUAACAAACAUGGAUACAUCUGCUAUAAUGUUAUUGUUUUAGUUAAAUAAAUUGCUUAAAUUGUUAUUAAGGAAAUGAAUAUUUUUCUCCUUCCAAUAAAAUACAGGAGAAAAGUUGUCCAAAUAUAAACAGUUAAUUUAUUAAACCUCACAAUAAUUUCAUAAUUAUCUGUUUAUCUAUUUCUACUAGUAUAACCAAAUCAGUAAUUUUUGAUAUAACUGUAAAAUGUACUCUGAAAAUUUACUAUCCCAAAUAUGAAACCUUUCUCUAGAUGUAAAUAUUAAGAUUAUACCAGUGAGAAUGAGCCUUUCUGUAAAAAAAGAAGAAGAUUUAAAUCAAGUCUUACUGACUAGUGAUUUAAAUUGUGAUCCACCCUACAUUCAUGUAUGUCCAUUUAUUUAUCAUCUUUUCCUUUCCAUUUAUUGGUCCUUUGUUCCUGCCGCCUCACCCCUCAGACACUCGGGAGUGGUAAAGGGAGAUGGUUUAUUUUCUUUUGUGCAGCCAAGUUUAUUUCACAAAUGGCAUUGGAGGGUUCUACUUGCCAUUAAUGCCAUUGCUGCUGUGAGCUACUGUUAGGAACAAGAGUGGGCUGCCUGCCUUACCCUUUGGCUUCAUAUUGGGUUAGAAGAGCCUAACAAUAGCAGGACUGAUUAGGAGCAUUGCUUUUGUCCAGUGGCCAAGCAGGAAUAGCCACUAAGAAUAAAUCAAGAAAUUGGCUCUGUACAGCACUGUUUCUCUUGACCUUAGAGGCUGGUUGAAGGGGCUUCUCCUUCUACCACCCCGGAAUGCUGGAGCAGUCUGCAAAGCUGGGAAGAAACAGUGCUUAAUAUGAUGAAAAUAGGUUUGUGCAAUUGGGCCUGUAUGUUGUAUCACGAUCGACUCAGGGACCACGCAAGGAUUUGGGUUGAUCGCGGCCACCUCAAGCACCCUGCUGGGCCGCCGUCUUUGCCUGAUGCCCAGUCAGCUGGCUGGCCCGGAAAGGCACGAGACACCUGCCUCCACCCCCAACAAGCCUCCGCCCUGGGGAGGGAGGCAAAAAUGGAGCACACGGGGCUCUGCACGGGCUGCAGCUGUGGAGGCACCCAGUCAGCUGGCUAGGCAGGAAAGGGAGCCGAGGGAAGGGCAGCGUGCGAGAGAGAGACCAUGACAUUUCUCCUCCCUUUCCCCCCCUCCCACCGGUUCCCAUAGAAAGAAAACCCUCUCGUUCUGCAUGGAUGUGGAACUUUCCAGCUCCAGUCUAGCUGUGUUUACUCAAAAGUAAGCUGCUCUCCCUCCUAGUUCUGCAUGGAUGCUGAACUUUCCCUGCCUUUCCAGCUCCAGCCUACAUGCAUUUAUUUGAAAGUAAGCCACUGCCCCCUUCCCUACAGAGCUCUUUCAUCCGGUAAAGGGGGAACUGGACAUUUCAGGGCGUGUUGGCUUCCCAUGCGCACCAAUGGCCUUGGGAGGGGGCUAGCAUGGGGAUAAUAAUUUGUUAUUAUUUUUAUCAUUAUCAUAAUUUAUUAUUUAUACCCCGCCUGUCUGGCUGGGUUUCCCCAGCUAAAUAUAAUAUGUUUAAGUUGAAGAAUGACAAUGGGAGAAUGUGGUAGCUCACUGCCAAUUUUUGAUAUUGGAUGAUGGAUCACAACCUGUUGGAUGUUGGACGUGCCUGUUGUAUACCAUAAUGAAAUAUUGGAUUAUUAUUUUUUAAAUAAUCUUUAUUAAUUUAAAUUACACACAUAUACAAAGAAUUUACAAUCUCAUACUACAAAAAGAAAAUUAAAGAAAAAACAAUUAAGAAAAAAGAAAAGAAGAAAAUACAGAAAAAAAGAAAGAAGAAAAAGCAGUAUAAAAAACUUAAUCUUCCUAAUUAAUACUUAAAUAAACACUUAAAUAAAAAAGACUUCUGACAAAACGAGUCAGAUGUCUGAACUCGAAAAUUUUGAUUUUAAAGGAAAUCUUUGCGUCCUAUUGGCACAGAAACUCAAUCUGUGAAUAUUGUGUUGUGAUUAGCAGAAAGCAUGACCAAUACAGUUUUUUUUUAAAAAAAAGUUACUAGAUUGAAUUCUCAUAGGUGCCCCAAGAAUGUAUCGGUAAAAUAAAACUUAAGUGCAAUUCUAUACUUAUUGACUCAAAGGUUGGCCCCAGUGAGUUUAGGGGAGCUCCCUCCCAGGUAAAUGGAUGUAGGAGUGCAGAUUAAAUCAUAGGCUGUUUCUGCUGCAACAUUAGUGAAAUAAAUAUUAAGGUAUAUUUUCAAAUGAAGGCUGUAAUCCUAUACUCACCUGGGUGCAAGCCCAUUGAAUGCAAUGGAAUUCACUUCUGAACAAAUGUGCAUAUAGGGUUGCUCUGCAAAUAUUUGACCAGGGCUCUGUGUCUUUUCUGCGAUUGUUUGUACGUGUGCCAGAAUCAAAAGAUGGAUUCCAGAGGUUCUCGGUCUCAGCUUUCAUUUGUUUGUCUCUAAUCCUUUGAAAGAGAGAGUUUCGAAAACCAACAAGCAUGCUAAGAUGGUGGUAAUUACGAACAAAGUGCACUUCCUAGGGGAGUUUACUUCUUAAAGUCGAGCAACACAAAAUGUUAAAAAUAAAAUAGAAUCAGUGAUAUAUAAGGGUGUGCAUUUCUAUAGAUCUAUAUAGUACUGGUCAUACAGUUUUCUUAAUGUUAUCAUAAAUUAGUUCACCAGAAAGGGAACAACUAAAAAAUGAUGUUCUCAGGAAAGGCAGCAUCAUACGCCUGACGUGGCACCAGCACCACUGCAGUUUGCUAAGAAGGGGAGAGGUGAUGUGGCAAAGACAGAGAGGUGCUGUGCGGACACUCUGGUGGAAAUGGUGCCUUGGUUCUGCUCAUUCAGCUUCACAGAAGCAUCUUCUCCACUGCCUGGCCCCGCUGCCCCCUAGUAGACGGCAGUGGCACUGGUCAGGCCAGGAGGACAGGUAUGUGCUGCCAUUCCUGCCCUACCGCCAUUCUGUGUAUGCACAGAUAUAACUUCCUUCUGUGGAGCAAGACUGGCUUCACAAUGCAUUCAAAGAAUAUACCGUAUUGGCCUGAAUAUAAGCCACACCCGGAAAUAAGCUGCACCUUUAAAAUUUGGAAGGGGGGAGAAGAAAAAAAGACAAUACCAGAGUAUAAGCCGCUCCUUAAAAUUCUGCAGGUGUUCACACCCGUAAAUGGCAUAUCUAGAAGAAAAUCCGAAAGGUACCAGAGAGGACCCGCAAGUGGGUUAAACACCUGUUCAUAGCACCGUAAAUGCAAAUAAAAAAUCAAUACAGUACUGUCCUGUAAAAUAUGGGGGAAGCUAUGAAUGGCACUAGAAUUAAUUGCACAAGAGUCUCGCUUUUUUGUUGUUGUUGUUGUUCUGUUUUACCGUAUGUCUGUUUCAGCAGCAAUAUCCUAAAAAGCAAUUUUUGUAAGGUCAUGAAUUUAAGUCACACUUUGACUUUUCACGGUCGGAAUUUGGAAAAUAGUGUGGCAUAUUCAGGGCAAUAUGGUAUUUAUCAGCUAGUCAAAUGCUGAUCUCAGUCAUCGGCCUUACCCCCCCAAGUUUGAUCCUGGACAGGGAACUGGUCACUUCCACCAUGCCUUAACAACUCACUGCACACUCACAUUUCUGCACCCUCUCAGAAUCUAAUUAUAUUGAAUGUAUUUUAUCAAGAACUAGUUUCUCCAGUGGGUUUUUCCUUUCUUGUUUUAUUAAAAUGCAAAACCAAGCAUCAAACAAAUCAUAACAGAAAACAGUUAUUAAAUUCCGAAGCAGAGCCAAAAAAAAGUUGCAGUGGUUUUUCAGCUCACAAUGCAGAUCUUUCUCUGAUCUUUGAACCCUUUAUAAUUUAGUUCGUUGAAAUGUAGGUGUGCAUAAAUACUCAAACUGUGUCUCCAAAUGCUUUCAUUAUAGCCUGAAGAUAUGUUUGUGUGUGACAUUGAAGAACGGGACAUCAGUGGUCCCCCACCACACAAGAAGCUAAAGAAGAGUCAAUGCACGCCUCUCUUCAUGAAUGCUUACACCAUGAGAGGUAGGCAGCAAGCAGCAUUAUUGAAAAGUCAGCACUUCGUAAACACGAGUGUAUUCUGCUUAUAAAAUAGAGAUUUCUUAAUUGAAACUGCAGCAGAAUUGGAACAUGCCUUUACAGCAGUACAAUGCAGUUCUUCCAGUAAUUGCUAUAACACCUAAAACAUCUUUCUUUUACUGAUUGGUUGAUUUCAUUUACAGUAUAUAUAUGCCUCCUUAUAACAAAAAGCUCUCUUGAUGGCUUUUUGAAAAGGAAUGAUUCACAGAAGCUUCAUUUGGCAAAUACAAAUAUGUACCCCAAUCAAGUCUCUCUUUUUGGGUAACAAUUACUACAUUUUUAAUAUGGGCCUUCUGGCGGUUCCCUCCCUGCAAGAAGUGAGGUUACAGGGAACCAGGCAGAGGGCCUUCUCAGUAGUGGCACCCGCUCUGUGGAACGCCCUCCCAUCAGAUGUCAAGGAAAUAAACAACUAUCUGACUUUUAGAAGACAUCUGAAGGCAGCCCUGUUUAGGGAAGUUUUUAAUGUCUGAUGUUUUAUUGUGCUUUUAAUUCUGUUGGGAGCCACCCAGAGUGGCUGGGGUAUAAAUUAUUUAUUAUUAUUAUUAUUAUUAUUAUUAUUAUUAUUAUUAUUAUAUGAUAAUUCAGCCUCUCUGUAUGUGCACAGAAUAUGGCUGACUUACUAGUCUUCUGAGGGGGAAAUCAUAAGUGGCAGAAUCAGAGGUGCCCAGUUGCCUCAGCUAGCAGUGGGACAAUGAAUGAGUACCUGGCCAUUCCCCUUACUUUCAAUGUUUGGCUGCUGCUCAUGUGCUGGCAGCUUAUCCUCCCCUCCUCUCUGACUCAUUCUGAGGAAGACGGAGAGGCAUCCUGGGAGAGGUGGCUACAGAGAAUGCUUUUCCAGUGUUUUUUGGGGGGGUUAGUAGACAUCCUCUCUUAAAUAAUUCCCAGCCACCCCAGAAUUGUGGCAGCUCGGGCAUUCUCCCAGGCCACCUGUCCUGCAGUGCCUUGAGAAAAUACCCCUUCCCUUCUUCAGAAGGAGGCGUGUUGCUGCCAUAUUAGCAGUAAGGUAAAGGUACCCCUGCCCGUACGGGCCAGUCGUGUCCAACUCUAGGGUUGUGCGCCCAUCUCACUUAAGAGGCCGGGGGCCAGAGCUGUCCAGAGACAUUUCCGGGUCACGUGGCCAGCGUGACGAAGCUGCUCUGGCGAGCCAGCACCAGCGCAGCACACGGAAACGCCGUUUACCUUCCCGCUAUAACACAGUACCUAUUUAUCUACUUGCACUUGAUGUGCUUUCGAACUGCUACGUGGGCAGGAGCUGGGACCGAAAGACGGGAGCGCACCCCGCCACGGGGAUUCGAACCGCCGACCAUGCGAUCGGCAAGUCCUAGGCACUGAGGUUUUACCCACAGCGCCACCCGCGUCCCAUAUUAGCAGUGGCAAGACAUUAAAAGCAAUGAGGAGGAGGAGGAGCACUUGGAAAGGAGUAGCAGAAUGUUCAAAAUCAGUGAACCUGUCUACCACUUAGGCUGGGGAAGGAGGAGACAAGGAAGCAGACAGGUUUUGGAGAAAAGUUUUAUACUGUGUCUGUGGACAGGGGUCUGGGUGCUCUUGGUAGGAAUGAAUGCAGGGAGAUGAAGGCUGAAUUUUGUAGCUCAGUUCAAAAUAAGACAAAUGUUUGACUGUGGAACUACAGUCAUACCUUGGAAGUCAAACGGAAUCUGUUCCAAAAGUCCGUUCGACUUCCAAAACGUUCGAAAACUAAAUCACAGCUUCUGAUUUCGGCUUCCAAAAAUAGUUCGCUUCCAAAAAUAGUUCGCAAGCUGGAACAGUCACUUCCAGGUUUGCGACUUUCAGGAGCCAAAACAUUGGGGAUCUAAGCUAUUCGAAAACCAAGGUACGACUGUAUAAUCCUGAAAAUAUGUCUAGCAUGAUUAACAAGAGAUCCAGUAAAUCAGAAUCUGUUCAUAUUGUUGCUUGGCACCUUUGGAAUGGAAUGGGUGGAGGACCAGUUCAAAGGUUAAACUCAAAGGACUGGUUCUUUAUUAAAUCAAAUCAAAUCUUAGAGAGAGAGAAAAGAAAAGAAGUGGUUUGGGGUAUUUCAGUCUUGACAGGGCAUUUGAAUUUUCAUUCUGAGAAUGUAUGCCUUCUGGGGAUGUGUGUGUUGAAUGUAAUUAAUACACCCAAAGGGGGAGAGUGUGGCUGAAGUGCAAGUAGAGAGAGAUAAUUUUCUAGAUUGUUAUUUGCUUCCUUUUAAGUUUGUUCCCCAAGGAAUACAAAUUACUAGAAAUUGUGAAUAUUGCCUCUGUUUCCCACCUGUGCUACUUAGCUGGUAGCUGCAUGCUAGUAUUAGUAAUUAGUACUGGAAACUGGUUUUCGUCUCUGGAGUGCUGGAGGAGACUCUUGAGAGUCCCAUGGACUGCAAGAAGAUCAAACUUAUGCAUUCUUAAGGAAAUCAGCCCUGAGUGCUCACUGGAAAGACAGAUCCUGAAGCUGAGGCUCCAAUACUUUGGCCACCUCAUAAGAAGAGAAGACUCCCUGGAAAAGACCCUGAUGUUGGGAAAGAUGGAGGGCACAAGGAGAAGGGGACGACAGAGGACGAGAUGGUUGGACAGUGUUCUCGAAGCUACUAACAUGAGUUUGACCAAACUGUGGGAGGCAGUGGAAGACAGGAGUGCUUGUUGUGCUUUGGACCAUGGGAGUCAGACAUGACUAAACAACAACAAUUGGAAAUUGGUAUAGAUGUAGACACAAUUUUAUUAAGAAAGGUUGUGGUGGGAUUAACCCACCCUUCCAGCGUCACUGCAACUUACCUGGAGGGACAGGGGCAGAACUGGAUGAUGACAAGCUUGGAGCAGUGUGGUCACAUUGGCAGGAGCACCACACUGACUCUGCUGGUGUGGAUCCUGUUGAAUAUUUGCCACUACUCUCAUUUUGACACACACUCUUCUGUUUUCUUAAUAUUCAGUGCCAAUGUUGGGAUAUAUGGAACAUUCUCUUGCGCUCUUGGCUACAAAUGGGGGUUAAAAUAAUAAAAACAAGUUUUGCUGAUCUCUGAUAAAAAGCUUAUAGGAAAAUGUACAGAUGCCUCCUUCAUUGUUUUGUGGUGCGUAAGAAGCUGGCUUCACUGAGCUAGUGAAACUGAAGCAACCCAUACAUUUUCUCGGAGGAUUACUGAGUGCAGUCUGCCAUGCUUUCCGUUGAUUUAAAGAAGUGAGUUGUUUUGUAUUUUAAUUUACCUUGUCCGUGUUAGCAAAAAUAUUUAGCGUAGGUCGUAAGUUUAUAUGCGAUUGAAGAGUGAUGUAUGAGUCAUAUUUUUCAUUAAGUUUUCACUUUCGUAGGAGCUGGAGCUGUAAUCCAUACGCACUCCAAAGCUGCUGUAAUGGCCACACUUCUCUAUCCUGGAAGAGAGUUUAAAAUUACUCAUCAGGAGAUGAUAAAAGGGAUCAAGAAAUGCACAGCAGGUGGCUAUUUCAGGUAAUUUCCCCUUGAUAAGUUUUCAGGCUCGUGUCAUAGUUUACCCUGAUUUCAGAACAAUCUCUCUUGUUCAUAUUUCAGAUAAUCUGUUUUUAUGUGUAAUGUGCAAAUACUUCACUUUUAAAAAAGAACUUCUGCUGGUAAUUUCUCAGAAAAUAUGUCUGCAGUCCAAUAGAUGGUUAUGCUGGGCACAAAUUCUGUUGAACUCAGUGGGACAUGUGAGCUGAACUGGCAUAAAUUGGCUUUUGUUGUACAAGACACACCUCUUCUGCCUUUACAAACCUAUGUUAGUAGAUGUAGAUCAGGGGUCGGCAACCUAAGGCCCAUGGGCCACAAGCGGCCCAUGGGGGUCGUUUAACCAGCCCAUGGACUCCCGCCACCCGCUCAGUCAGCUCCUGUGCGCUGUGCUAAACCAGUAUGGAGCAGAGCGGGCACUGCCUUCUGUGACGCUGGCUGGCUUCCCAUUGGCUGCAGGAAGCUCCUGCAGCCAAUGGGAAGCUGCACACACUUCCUCUGCUCUGGAAGAAGCCAGAAAUAGCACUUAGAAUCAUAGAAUCAUAGAGUUGGAAGAGACCACAAGGGCCAUCGAGUCCAACCCCCUGCCAAGCAGGAAACACCAUCAGAGCACUCCUGACAUAUGGUUGUCAAGCCUCUGCUUAAAUACCUCCAAAGAAGGAGACUCCACCACACUCCUUGGCAGCAAAUUCCACUGUCGAACAGCUCUUACUGUCAGGAAGUUCUUCCUAAUGUUUAGGUGGAAUCUUCUUUCUUGUAGUUUGGAUCCAUUGCUCCGUGUCCGCUUCUCUGGAGCAGCAGAAAACAACCUUUCUCCCUCCUCUAUGUGACAUCCUUUUAUAUAUUUGAACAUGGCUAUCAUAUCACCCCUUAACCUCUUCUUCUCCAGGCUAAACAUGCCCAGCUCCCUUAGCUGUUCCUCAUAAGGCAUCGUUUCCAGGCCUUUGACCAUUUUGGUUGCCCUCCUCUGGACACGUUCCAGUUUGUCAGUGUCCUUCUUGAACUGUGGUGCCCAGAACUGGACACAGUACUCCAGGUGAGGUCUGACCAGAGCAGAAUACAGUGGCACUAUUACUUCCCUUGAUCUAGAUGCUAUACUCCUAGAGUAUACUUGCGCAUAUGUGCGCGCACUCCGGCCCACCGCGGCGUCUGCAGGACCAUGAACCGGCCCAAGACACAAAAACAUCGCCAACCCCUGAUGUAGAGCUAUCUAAUAAUUCCACAGAAUCCCUGAGAUCCCAGGUUACUGUUACAGAUAUCCUUGGAAGAAUUGGGUAAAGUGGGGUGGUAGAUAUUGUUUCAAAUCCAAAUUCCUAUAGUUGUUGCAUUUUCAACUACCUAGCACAUUUCUUGCACAUUAGUGUAAAAUUAUCUCCUAUGUUUUCCUAGUAACUAGGCUUUCUUGUGUCACUUUGUAUACCAGAUUCUAGCUUUGUAGGUAGUUUAUGAAAUAUCUUAGUUCAGUAGCUUGAUCGUUUUGACACUGUAACUAUAAUUAUUUAGUUGUGCCCAUUACAACAACAUUGUAAGGGAAGUCAGCAUUACUCCCAUAUUGCAGAUGGGGGGGGGAGUAGCAUGAGAGUGGCUUGCUUUAAGGCCAUCUAGCGCAUACAUGGUAGAGUCAAGUUUCAAACUGGGACUUUCUGAUUAAUAAGUACGCCUGCAGUCCUAAUCGUACUUACCUGGGACUAAGCCCCAUUGAAUUCAAUAGGAAUUACUACUGAGAGGACGUGGUUAUGGUUGAACUGUAAAGCCCCAUCGGCACUAUACAUUUAAAGCAGUAUUAUACCACUUUAUUUUUUUUUUUUUAAUAUAAUAUUUAUUGGUUUUACAAAAAUUCCAAAACAUACAAAAAUACAGAAUUUCAAAAACAAAAAACAACAGUAACAAUAACAAAAGAAACACAAAGAAUAACAAUAACCAUAAAAAAGGAAGACAAAAGAGAAGAAAAAAAAGAAACAGAAAAAUUUAGAAGAUUAUAAUUUCAUUUAACCUUCUUAUCUUUCCUUGGUUCUUUGACUUCCCCGCACCUCCCCACUUGUAUUUCCUUUUAGAGACUCCUUUCAGCAAAUCCUUACCCUCCUUCCUUUAUCUUAAGUCAGAAAACUUAAUCUAUUUAUAUCUAGAUGUUUUUACAACCUUAUCAAUCAAAUAUUCCAUACUCUUAAACGCGAGGCUUUUGCCCAUACCAGUUAUUUUCAAUCAGACCUCAAUUUAGCAUUCAUUAAUUUUAUAGUAUUUCUGUAGAUAGUCUUUAAAUUUCUUCCAAUCUUCUUCCACCGACUCUUCUCCCUGGUCACGGAUUCUGCCAGUCAUUUCCGCCAAUUCCAUGUAGUCAAUCACCUUCAUCUGCCAUUCUUCCAGAGUGGGUAGAUCUUGUGUCUUCCAAUACUUUGCAAUGAGUAUCCUUGCUGCUGCUGUAGCUUACAUGAAAAAGGUUCUGUCCUUCUUUGGCACCAGUUGGCCGACAAUGCCCAAGAGAAAGGCCUCUGGUUUCUUCAGAAAGGUAUAUUUAAAUACCUUUUUCAGUUCAUUGUAUAUCAUUUCCCAGAAAGCCUUAAUCUUUGGGCACGUCCACCAAAGGUGAAAGAAUGUACCUUCAGUUUCAUUACAUUUCCAACAUUUAUUAUCGGGCAAAUGGUAGAUUUUUGCAAGCUUGACUGGGGUCAUGUACCACCUGUACACCAUUUUCAUUAUAUUCUCUUUUAAAGCAUUACAUGCUGUAAACUUCGUACCUGUGGUCCAUAACCGUUCCCAGUCAGCAAACAUAAUGUUAUGUCCAACAUCCUGUGCCCAUUUAAUCAUAGCCGAUUUUACCGUUUCAUCCUGAGUAUUCCAUUUUAGCAGCAAGUUAUACAUUCUUGAAAGUGUUUUAGUUUUGGAAUCUAACAGUUCUGUUUCCAACUUUGAUUUUUCCACCUGGAAGCCAAUUUUUCUAUCCAAAUUAUAGACCUCUCUUAUUUGGUAAUAAUGCAACCAGUCUCGCACUCUAUCUUUUAGUUUUUCAAAACUCUGCAAUUUGAAUUUAUCUCCUUCUUGUUCCAAGAUCUCCCAAUAUUUCGGCCACUUGGCCUCCAUAUUGGACUUCUUCAGGGCCUUUGCCUCCAUUGGUGAUAGCCACCUUGGGGUUUUAUUCUCCAAUAAGUCUUUAUAUCUUAUCCAGACAUUAAACAAUGCUUUUCUGACAAUAUGGUUUUUAAAUAUUUUGUGAGCUUUAACCUUGUCAUACCACAAAUAUGCAUGCCACCCAAACACAUUAUUGAAACCUUCUAAGUCCAAAACAUCAGUAUUUUCCAGAAGUACCCAAUCCUUCCAACCAGCAGAAAGCUGCUGAUUCAUAGUAAAGUUUAAAGUCUGGCAGGGCAAAUCCCCUCUUUCUUUAGCAUCAGUCAAUAUUUUAAAUUUUAUCCUGGGCCUCUUGCCCUGCCAGACAAACUUAGAGAUAUCUCUCUGCCACUUCUUAAAACAAUCCAUUUUGUCUAUUAUUUGUAUCGAUUGAAACAAAAACAGCAUUCUUGGCAAUACAUUCAUCUUGAUGACAGCAAUUCGACCUAACAAGGAAAGCUUCAAAUUUGUCCAUAUUUCUAAAUCCUUUUUAAUGUCCGACCAACACUUUUCAUAAUUGUCUUUAAAUAAAUUCCCAUUUUUAGCUGUCAUAUGAAUCCCCAAGUAUUUCACUUUUUUUACCACUGUUAAACCUGUCUCAUUCUGAAACCUCUCUUUUUCAAUCGGUGUUAAAUUCUUCUCAAGUACUUUAGUUUUAAACCUAUUCAGCUUAAAACCUGCCACCUGACCAAACUCUUGAAUCAGUUCUAGUGCUCUUUUCGUACUAGAUUCUGGCUCCUGUAAUGUCAAUACAAGGUCAUCUGCAAAUGCUUUCAGUUUGUAUUGUUUCGCUCCGACCGUUAUCCCCUUAAUCAAAUGGUCCCUUCUUAUCAUAUUUAACAAAACCUCCAGAACAGAAAUAAAAAGUAAUGGGGAAAUUGGGCAGCCUUGUCGUGUCCCUUUCUCUAUCUUAAUUUCCUCUGUUAUCACAUUAUUGACUAUUAAUUUAGCUUUUUGUUCUGAAUAGAUUGCAUUUAUACCAUUUUCAAACUCUUGGCCUACCCCCAUCCCCUGGAGAUUUUUCUUCAUAAAGCUCCAAGAAAUGUUAUCAAAGGCUUUCUCUGCAUCCACAAAAAUCAAAACUGCUUUAGUAUUAAUCUCCUCUUGCAACUUCUCCAGAAUAUCAAUUAUAUUCCUUGUAUUGUCCGAAAGAUGUCUAUCUGGAAGAAAGCCAGCUUGGUCCUUAUGAAUCACUCCUUUUAGCACUUUUUAAGCCUUUUUGCUAAAAUGUCAGCAAAAAUUUUGUAAUCCACAUUUAACAGGGAUAUGGGCCGAUAGUUCUUAAGCUGUGUCUUUUCAGUCUCAGACUUUGGUAUAAGUGUAAUAAAUGCGUCAUUCCACGACUCUGGCGCUCUUUUCCCCUCUAAAAUUUCAUUGCAAACCUCAGUUAAUGGUCGAAUUAACCAGUCUUUCAAAGUUCUGUAAUAUUUUGAGGUUAAACCGUCCGGUCCUGGAGAUUUUCCCAACUGCAUAUUCUGAAUGGCACCUUCAACCUCUUGUUCUGUAAUUUUGUAAUUCAGCAAUAUCUUGUUAUCCUGAGAGAUUUUUUGUAAUCCAUUGGUUUUCAGAAAUUGCUCUAUUUCAAAUUCUUUCUGAGGCCCUUGUGUAUAUAAUUGUUUAAAAUAUCUCUGGAAGCAUUUCCUAAUUUCUUCUGGAUUCUGAAUAUUUUUCCCUUCCACUUCCAAAUUAGUAAUAGUAUUAAGUUUUUGUCGUUUCUUCAACUGCCAAGCCAGCAGUUUCCCACAUUUAUUUGCCGAUUCAAAAGUCUUUUGUUUCAUUUGUUUAAUUUUCCAUUCCACUUCUUGAUUUAUCAAUUUCAUAUACUGCACUUGGUACAAUUUUAUUUCCCUCAGAAUCUCUUGUGAAUUGGGCUUCACUCUCAGUUUUUUCUCGCCCUCCUUUAUUUUUUCCAGAAUUUUUUCUUUCUUUACAUUUUGGGCCCUCUUCUUAAGUGAAUUCUGUUGAAUCAGGAAGCCCCUCAUAACAGCUUUACUUGCAUCCCAGAUUAUUCUUUUUUCUACAGCUGUAUUCAAGUUUAUCUCAAAAUAGUCUCUCAAUGUCUUUUGGGCCUUCUUAAUCACCUCUUGAUCUCUAAACAAGGUGUCAUUCAUCCUCCAUCGGAAGGAACCAGUAGAUGUUAACGUCAUCUCCAUUCUCACGGCGUUAUGGCCGGAGCAUGUUUUUGGACAGAUCUCUACCUUCCUAACCUUAGGUGCCAGUCCUCUAGUAGUCCAGAUUUGGUCAAUUCUUGUCCAUGUCUUUUGGGCUUCAGAAAAAAAGGUUCCUUCUCUAUCAAGGGGAUUCCUAGUUCUCCAAAUGUCAAUCAAAUCCAUAUUGUCAGUUAAUUCAAAAAAUGUUUUCGGUAGUCUGCCAUCUUUAGUGACUACCUCUCUUUGUGACUUGUAUUAUACCACUUUAAACAGUCAUGGCUUCAUCCAAGUGAUUUUGGGAACUGCAGUUCCCCUGAAAGUGAUACAAUUCCCAGAGUUCCCUGGGGGAAAAAAGGGAUUGAUUGUUAAACUGCUCUGGAAAUUGGAGCUCUGUGAGGGGAAUAGAGGCCUCCUAACAACUCUGAGCACCAUAACCCCCAUAUUUCAGACUACAGUUCCCAAGAUUCUUUGGGAGGAAGCCCAAACAGUUUAAAGUAGUUUGAUACUGCUUUAAAUGUAUAGUGCAGAGGGGCCUACUAUGCUGCUCUGGUUUUCACUUCUAAUGCCUCCCCCCCCCCCUUUCUAUGGAGGACACAUACAAAUACUCCCUUUGCAGAGGUUUUUUUUUUCUGGUAAUCAAGAUGGAUUGAAUUUACAUGUACUGUAUUUAACCUUUCUAGAUCACGUGAAAGUAUCCUAAGAAUCACGAUACUUCUGUGAGUGAGAGGUGCCCAAUCAUCUUUACAUAUAAGAGCGAGAUAUACUUAGAGUCAUAUCUUAUUUUAGAACAACAAAGUUCAAGCAUAUAAAUUGUGGCAUGUUUAAUUUAUUAUUUUUGUCAUGGUUCCAACAGUGUAUAGCUAGUACCCUGCCAGUUUUAAUUAACUUGGUUUAAACAAUGCCAGGUUAUCUUAAUCCCACUUUAGUAUUCAUAGAGCAAAUUCCAGGGAGGGACAGGCUCCAUCUUGCUCACAGUUGAGAUUCUCAGAAUAUGAUAGAACAAUACGAAUGAUCUGCUAAGACUUCUAAGCAAACAAUUACAAGGGAACAAAACAUCAAUUCUUGGAAUUCACGUGAUAUUUUUCUCUCCUCACUCCCUUCAAAAUGAAAGAACUCAGGACCCAACGAAACUGAUAAGUGGUCUGAUCUUUGCACAAUUAACUUCUGGAAUUGACUUCUCUAGUGUUUUAGGAUGACCAGUGGCAUAAGCAGACUUUUGUUUUUUACAAUUCAUGGGUGUUACGUCCGUUGCAGUAAUAACCCGUUCCAACAGUGUAGCAUCACCUACCAUAUGCUGGUGAUUAAUAACAAGAGAUUAAUAUUGUGCUGUUUGUCACAGCAGAGUGACGUUCCGUUGUUGCUGGUAAAUGCUUAAGACAAAUAAAUGCAAAAUACAGAACAAUUGAUAGAGUCUAGCCAAAGUUAAGAAGAGUUUCAACUUCUUUGAAAUUGUUGACACUUGCAAUGCAAUCCUAUGCAUUUCUCCUCAGAAAUAAGUGUCAGUGGGACUUGUUCCUGGGUAGGCGUGUGGUGCAUGGUUGCUGCCUUAAGUCACCUGGUUGGUCGUGCCCAUUGAUGCUGUGCACCCAAACGCUACCAUUCCUGAGUGCCAAUUCCAUGAUGAACCAAUGGAAACAUAGAUAGGGAGAUGUUUUCAAAGAAACGUUUGUUUCAAAAAGUCCUUAGUACAAACAAGCUGUGAUGUUCACUAUCUCUUUAAUGAUUUAGUUCCUCUUUCAUUCACUUCUAUGCUUUAGAUCAAACUCUUCCUAAGACCACAGUGACAUGGUGCUGGUGUCGUCAUUGUGUUACGUGAUUUAGGCUGCAAUCCAGCACACACACACACACUGGGGAGCCUUUACAGAGUGGCAGGGCCACCAAGCAUCCAGAGCUCUGCUGCACACAGCUGGUGGAGCAGAAGGUGGGAGAAUUGUAAUAUGACCCAGCUCAGGCUUAAUGCUGUUGCAUGACAACAGUGACACUGGCUUGGGAUCCAGCAGACCUGGGACCGACUCAGUCAAUCCCCGCCUCCAGAACACCCUGCAUUGGGGCUUUCCAUUGGCGACUGCUGCUGCUAGGCAUCCCGGCAGUGGUCCUCCUGCCUUCCUGCACCUUCAACUGAUGGAAGGGGUCAUGUACCACUGAUGGCCAGCAGGAGCCCAGCUUAACCAGGAGAGCUGGGUAGAAAGGAUUGCUCUUCCCUGGGUAUACGGGAUGCCAUUGCUGAUUUCAAUUCAUUGUUAAUCACCUGGGCGGCUUUGUGGCAGAAAAGUGGGACAUACUCUUCUAUUGUCUCCUGAGACAGAUGGAUGCCAACCAGAUUGCUUUGGACCAGCCUUUCCAGGUAGCAGAAGCACAAUGCUAACCUGAAAAGGAACACGUGUCCCAAUUCCAUCAUCUUUUCAGGUAUGAUGAUACCUUAGUGGUUCCUAUUGUUGAGAACACACCUGAAGAGAAGGACCUGAAGGAAAGAAUGGCUCAGGCAAUGGAUGACUACCCAGACUCCUGUGCUGUGCUGGUCAGACGUCAUGGAGUCUAUGUUUGGGGAGAAACUUGGGAAAAAGCCAAGACAAUGUGAGUUCUUCUUCUUCUUUGGAAAUCACUCAUAGCCCAGUACAACUAUGUGAGUACAACUAUGAAGAAGCACAAUGGUAGCCCUCUGCUGUUGCAAGCAAAUACCACUGGAUUUUACACUCCCGAGUGUACUAGAGAAUGCAUGUUGCUUUCAGAUGAAGCUAUCGCCACUUCUGCUUCACCUGUGUCUUUCCUUUAAUAUAUGUAGAUACUGAGAACAGCCCUCAAACACUCAGAUUCCCAAAAGUGAAGAUCCCUGGGAGUACAAUUCCCCUUUGCAAAUAUUUUCAAAAGCCUUCACAUGUUUUGCAGAUCGUAGCACAGACUUGGAAGCUAAGCAUAGUUUAAAAAAACUAAUUCAGGUCUUGUUGCUAUUUAUGAUUAUGUUUCUAAUGUGAGGAAAGACAUUACCAACAUAAUGUUGUAUAAGAAAAAACACAAAAUUCAUAUUGCUACAAUUAGUGCUAAAUCACAUAGCAAGAUGCCAACCUCUUUCGUUUUGUCUUUUAGGUGUGAAUGUUAUGACUACCUUUUUGAUAUUGCGGUACAAAUGAAGCAACAUGGACUUGAUCCUACUGCAGUUCCAAAGGAAGAAAAUGGAAUCAUUUAAUACCUCGACAUCUCUUACCAAAAUGACACUGAUAUUUCAGGGAAAUAUCAAUAGGUUUUAGGGUUCACGCCCAAGCAACUUUUAACAUUUUGCACAAUAUGUGCUUAUUGGUUUUAGUGAGAUAUUGUUGCUAAAUACAAACCAUUUUAUGCUGUUUGUUAAAAUCCUGAAGGAUUCCCAAGGCAGUCUGGAUUCCCAGUUGUGCAUAUUGAAGGAUCUGGGACUUCCCUUUCCCUUUACUUUCACAGCACAACUGGCAUGUUUCUUUAGGAUUUUCCUUGUGGCUCGUAUUCUAUAAUAUAGCAAGAUCAAAAUGCAAAUGUCUUACAACUUCAAAUUAUUGUAAGGUUUUCAUAAAUAAAAGACAAGUUGCAUUUUGAAAGCCUAGCAUGGCACCAAAUGGAAAAGUUCUUUAAAACAGCUUUAAACUAAAUCAACAAAGAGUCUAUCUCUGGAAAAGCUAGAUAGUGUUGAAAGAGCGCCACAUAUAAAAGUACGCCAAAAUGAGACAUUAUCCUUUUCUCGUUGAAAAGUGCAGUAGUAAUUAUAUUUUACACUAUCCUCUUUCCUCAGUAACCCCUAGGUUACAAUAGAUUUUCUCUUGGUUAAUUUUAAUGGAUGCCUUCUUUGUAAGUUAAGCAGAGGAGAAAAUGUAUGCAUUAAAAAUGAUAAUAUUUGAAGUAGAAAUGAGAAUCAGAUAUGUGAAAGUACAUGGUGACUUUCUUUUUUAUAUAAUUAAAUUUAUAAUUUCCGUUUAUGUACAAAUGUACAAUUAUUCAACAAUCGUUCUAACAUUUCAAACUUUGACUCUUCUUCCCUCUCUUUCUGCGGUUCUUUGCAUUUAUUUUCAUCAUUUCCUGCAUACUCCAAAUUAACUUAUUAUUUUAUUCAUCUAUUCUCAUAUCUAUCUCAUAAACAUUUUUGAAGCCGCAGGUUCUUACAAUAAUCCUACCAAUGUCUUGAUUUGUUUACAAUUUGUUUGAAAAUACUCUAUAAAACAUUUCCAUUCCUUUCU